This is a messenger RNA of Heterobasidion irregulare TC 32-1, 183 nucleotides long. RefSeq lists its product as uncharacterized. Bases 1 to 183 code for a protein of 60 amino acids. The record is from RefSeq and is a predicted model, not a curated record. The transcript has a single exon. NCBI's taxonomy places the organism in Eukaryota, Fungi, Basidiomycota, Agaricomycetes, Russulales, Bondarzewiaceae.
AUGCGCCUCGCUCGCGUCGUCACCGUGUGCCGCGACAGAUCCUGCAGUCAGUGUGCUAGAUAUGAGCGGACAACGUGUCUGCGAAUUAACGUUCGUUACGGCUGGCUCAUACGCAACGGGUUCGUGAAGAAAGAUGGCGAUUACUUUGCCAUCUCACUUCUAUACGCUACCUUUAUUCUGUAA